GUGUAGGACACAAGAGAUAAAUGGCUGUGGAAGAUAUGUGAAAUUGUGAUUAGAAAAUCAUAAUUUUUUUACUUGUUAUUUUACUUUCGCAUAUAACAUUGACAGUUUCUCUACUUUACAUAUCAAAUCCUUCAAUUUUUGUGCUUUUAAAAUGAAGUGGUAGUAUUUUUCUGAAAUAACACUGUUAUUAAAUCAGUGUACUACAUAUGCAUCGGUGUGUAUUCGUGCGUUGGUGAUAAUUAUAUAUAAUAACUGUACAGUAUUGGCUUUAAAAUUUUUGACUUCUUAAGAAGAAAAGAAGUCCUAUGGAUAAUUCACGUUGAUUCAUAAUGGUAGCAGCUGGGGCAACGUCAUUAAUGGCAGCGAAUGAAGACAGUGCCAAAAAUCAGAUGCUAAAUCAUUCAUCGGGAUAUGAAAGUCGAAUUGCAACUUCUCAAUGUAGUAACAAACCUCAAGACCCGUCCAGUGUCGAUACUAAAGCCAAGAAAAGUACAAAGUCGCCUUCUUCCUUAAAUAUCAUAAAACACAAGAAUUCCACUGUAAAGGAAAAGGCCAAUAAUCGCAUUUGUUCCAAGAUAGAAAGCACAGAGGACUCUAAGCAAGUAACAUCGAAUAAAACAAAUGUGAUUCGUGAAACUAAAACUUCUAGAUUGCGUGCUGCAUCCAUUGUUUCUCCUAGUGUAGGCUCUGGACAAUCGUCCAGCCGAUCAAGAGAAGUAUCAGUGCCUUGGAAUUAUCAAUCAAAUACCACUUCUUCUUUUAAAGAUAGAAAUCACAUGUCUUCACAUAACGAGACUAUAAAGCAUACAACCAGGGAGAAAGAUAAGAGUCACAAGAGGAAAUCUUAUUUGAACCGAUCUUUGCACACAGAGGAAUUACAAGGUGAUCGUGGAAAUAGGAUUGAAAACAUUGCGAGAAGAUAUAGAAGGCAAGUGACUGAUCGAAAUCAGGGAACAGAAAAUAUACGUUUAGAUUCAGGAACGUGUCGGCAGUACUUUUCAAACUUGGAAAGGAGAAACUCUUUAAAGGAUUCGACUUUGAAAGUCGAUUUGCAAUCAAACACUGGAUGUUCCAAAACUCAUAGCUUUUCACAUACUGCGAGUGCCGUUGCUCCCAUUUCAAGUCAAAAACCAGUUUAUAUGCAGCGCACCAGUGGAAAUACAUUUAACGAUUCUGAAGUUUCGCGAAGGGUAGAUGCAUUAACCGCACUUACAAAGGCGACGAUGGAGCGUGUGGAGCGCCUUGCCUCAAAUUCAAGUCCCUCUGUGGCCAAGCGAUUUUCUGCAAAACCUUCUGAAAGCAAUUCAAACACCCUAGAAACAUCUCACAAAAAUUACAUUUAUAAGACAGCCGUAAAUUCCCAUGAGUUGCCAUCCUCGGCCAGCAAAUUUUCCAUUUUAAAAAAGUCGAGUGAAGAUUACCACCUAGAAAAUCCACCUAAUCGACAACAGUCACCCGUCUCCAUUUUAAAGCACAAGACUACUGAUGGAGACGGUAAAGACUUCUCGGUGGAUACUUCUCACGUAGCGUUACCAGUGACUUUUUCACCGUCUGUGAUAGAGCCUCUGCACAAGAGGCACGGAAUCUUGAAAAAACGCAGUAGUUUAGAUGAGAGCGAAAUAAUGAGGCGUCGUAGCUGUUCGCCCGAUGUUUCAUUAACGAAAAGCAAUUCUUCAGAGUCCCGACCGAUUUUGAAAACUCAAAGAAGAUCGUCUUUGGAUGAAAUUGUUAAAAGAGCUCAAAGUCCUGAUCCUUAUCCAACCUCCAUUUUGAAACGGAAGUCAUCCAGAGAGGAAGAGAAUGAAGAUCGACAACUUUCGCCAGAACGUCAGGGCAUAUUGAAAAGGAAAUUCAGCAACUAUUCAAAUAAAAAUAACGCCAGUCAGCACGUAAACAUUAGCUUAAUGUCCAGCGUUGGAAAGGAGGACAACUCAGAAGUUCGCCCGAUAUUGAAAAAGAAACACAGUAGAGAAGAAUAUUCUCUGAUUGAUCCACCACCCCAGGAACCCAGACCAAUAUUAAAAAAGAAAUCAAGCACAGAAUCAGACGAGCAUGAUGAAAAACCUAAGAAAACAAUUUUAAAAUGCUCAAGAAAGAAUUCCCAGGAGGAUCCGAAUAGUGAAUCAGAUCUGACAUCUCCGAAGAAACUUUCGGCCCUCAAGAGUCGCGCGUUACAUAGAAAAUUUGAUGUUUCGUACGAAGAGGGCGUGAAACCGAUUCUGAAGCAAACUCGGCAGCGUCUCAACUUCUGCGACAAUGUCGAAGGCGAGGGAACCGGUUAUGAGAACAGUGAGGAAACUGUUUUAAGAAAAAGAGCUCAAUCUGUUGGUCACGUGCAUACUUCAAAUUCGCAAGACGAAUUUUCUUCGAUUCUUGAUAAAAGAAAAUCGCUUGAAACGGUCUUGCUUAAUGAUGCGCGAUUCAAGGGCGGAAAGUCCUCGCCUCAUGGUGAAAAGAAAAAUUUACCAGAAUUCAAUCGUUUCAUGUCAUCGGUGGUUGGAAGAUCAAAUAGUGUCUGUGAAGAAUCGCAACGUACUACAAAGGAAAAUAGAACCAGGUACACGGUAGACGUGCCUGAAUGUAAGUCAAUUACCGAAAGUAGUCAAAGGAAAUUCUUAGCAUUUAAUUCAACUAGCCUUAAAGCUUCCGCUCAAAUGUCUGACAGUACUGAAUCAGCAAUAAACUCAGGCACUGCAAAGCAUUCUCACUCUUUUGAAACAAAAAAUGCCCCUAUGGAAGGUAGAUUUAAAGACGAGGAUGAGGAAAGCUUAAGGAUAAAGCUGAAAGACCACAAAGAUAAAAAAUGCAUUGAAGAUGAAACCGUCAAGUGCAUUAACAGCGUUUCUAAAGUUGCCAAGCAUUUUAAAGUCCUGGAAGAAAAAGCAAAGGCGAUUUCGAAGGAAGCUUCAUAUCGUCGGCCUCAAAAAAGUAAUCGGCGUUUACAAAAUUUUCGAGAGAAAAAAGAUCAGUGCUCUGAUAGAUUCGUUACUCAACCCAUUACUUACGAAGAAGUGCGUGAAGCUGUGUUUCAAAAUCAGCAGAAAAGUCAAACUGAAGAGAAACAGAGAACCGAAGAUGAGUUUGAUCCAUCCAAGUUGAGCCUAGCUGAGAGGGUGAAGCUCUUUAAUCAAAAAAUUGUAAAGAGCCCUCCGCCAAGCGUGAUUUCUCAGCGAUUUCAACGAAGGCCAGGUAAUCGAUAUCAAACACAGCCCAUUACGUCCGAAGAAGUUGAAGUUGCUAGUCGGUUAUCCGCAUUUAGUUCGAAAACUCUUCAGCAACCACCUGCAACUUUAGAUAAUGCAGACUUCCGACAAUGUAAAGACGCUCCAUUAAACAAUGAUUUGCUAAAAAGUAUAUUAAAAUGCUCGCAGAUCACCACUACUAAAAUUGAAUCUUUAGAACGGGAAGAUUUAAAACUUCUUAAGCCCGUACUUAAAAAAGAAUCUGAAGUUUCACAAGCAUCUGAAAGUGUUGAAGCUUUUCCAGCUUCGACUAUGAAUAAUAAUCAUCUACAGUCUAAGGAAGACCAAAAUGGAGGAUCUCGGUAUAUAGAUUCGGAAGGAAAAGACAAUUUCGCGAAGCAAAGUUGUUCAAAGGAUGAUAGCGGAGCUGAGAGUAACGAUUUGGGAGAGAGAAAUUCAGUGCCUUGUAUUAAAACUAGAACUACGAAGAAGAUAUCACGAUUAUCCAAGAAUCUAGAUUCCGCAGAUACACCCAGUAGUAUUCAAUCAAUCGCCGGAAGUGCUAUAUCAAGUAAUAGUACCAGGCAGCAAAGUAUGUCUGAUAAAAGAAAAAAUGUAACAGACGAUAUUCCGGUUAUCAUUCAAGCCAAGGAAACUGUGUCCGUCGCUUUGUCAAAAAGCACUAGUCAUCAUGCUUUCAUGCGUGUCACCAAUACCACUACCCACGAAAAAUUAAUUAAAAAUCUGUAUGAACCGUUGUCUGAACUUCAUCAAAGUGCGACUCAAUCGAUGCCUGAUAUUGAAGGUUCAGAUUUAUCUAACACAAGUAUUGCAGAUCGUUUGGCAGCACUUCAUCGCAGUGGCACAUCGAAUUGGAAACAACGUAUCAUUCAGGAUCCCGAUUCCACCUUAUCAAGUUUGGCAAACAAAUACUCAGUAACGACAUCGGAGUCUACUAGUAGUGUAACCAGAAGCGAAGUUUCAAAAAAGCACGGAAUUCUCGCCGAUCGAUUAGGUAAGCUCGAAUCUGCAGCGGAAAGUUGGAGGAAAAGAGUUGCUAUACCAGACGCUAUAAAAUUCUCUGUUGCUGGUAAAAUGAAAGACGAACUACCAGAAACGCUUCAAACCGCUACGUUGGCUCUAAAAGAAAUUCAGGCCUCUGAAAGAAAAAAGAAAACGCCAAAAGCUGAGCGCUUUCGUGGAAGGAAAGGAAAUGCGGAAUCUUCUUGUGCGAAGAUUAUGUUUAAUAAGGAAAAAAUGGCAACGCCUGAAAGAAGUUCUUCCGAAGCCGACAGUGAUGAUAGUCGUAUAGAAAGCGAUUUAUUCUACGGUGCAACAGCUGUAGUUUCCGUUCCACGGGCCGAUGAUGACACCUUUACUUCUUUCUUCAGUCGGAGCUCUUUGGAUAAAUCUGAAGCUGACUCUAUUGAUAUAGUUGAAUCUGAUUUCGAUGCUGUUACAUCUUCAUCAACUUUGCUCGUACAUAAACGUAUAGUGCAGACACAACGUCGUCGAGUGACCUCCAGAAAUCCAUUGAAGGCUCUAGCAGCGAGAACAGAUAUAAAGAGCGAGUACACGGAAAUCAAAACUGGCGUUGCAGAAAGAGUUAUGAGAACUAUUAACACAGAAAAAACUGCAAAAAAUUCUACUUUGGCUGUGGAGGCUUUAGCUGGACUUUCAUCCACUGAAGACUUUAGUGCUAUUACAUUAAGGAACGUAAAUAGCGAAACAGCAGAUUUUAUCAAUAAAUGGCGGCCUUAUAAGGAUCCUAUGUUAAUUUUGAUCAAAGGUAGACGAUAUGUGCAAGUUAGACUUGUAGAACCAGUCGCUGUUAGUAUCAACAGUGGUGACAAUUUCGUUUUAGUAACAAAGACUGAGAUUUAUAAUUACGUGGGAAAAUACAGCAAUGUAAUAGAAAAAGCGAGAGGACGGGAAAUUGCCUCAAGUAUCCAGCAAAAUAAAGAUCUGGGAUGUAGUGCCAGUCAGGUGAUCACAAUCAGUGAGGAAAAGCCAACAUGCACGCGAACUCAGGUUCAGAACUUUUGGAAACAUCUUGGUGUUGACAAAAAUUAUUAUGUUGCCGAAGCUGGUCACCCAGAUGAAGACGAGCUCUUCGAAUCGGCGAUAGUUGAUACGAACAUGGUCUACGAAAUCACAGACGAUGAAUUAGUACCUUUCUAUAAAUACUGGGGCUCAAUGCCAAAAAUAGAAAUGCUGAAGCCAAAUAAGAUUCUAGUUUUCGACUUCGGUAGCGAGUUGUACAUAUGGAACGGGAAAACAGUAUCUCCCAAUAAGAAAAAAAAAGCAGUGGAGUUAGCUGCAGAACUGUGGGCGGAAGGUUACGAUUAUUCAGAAUGCACUGUUUGCGCUGUUAGUGCAUCAUCUGUGAUUGGAAGACGGGAGAAAUCUGAUUUUAAAAAAAAGAAGACUACAAGACCGAGCUGGUGCCUAUUUGCGAAACUUACUCAGCACACUGAAACUGUUUUGUUUCGAGAGAAGUUUGUAGAUUGGCCAAAGGCGGCGGGAAUAAUAAGGAUUAAGGAAAUUAAUGGAAAGGAACUAACAGAUGGAUCGAUCGUGAUAGAAGCCUCUGAUGUAAGAUUGAUGGCAGAAGAAAAUACAUCGCCUGUCGAUUUAAUUUUAGAGGGAAGUCACCUUGGACGAGGCACCGGCUGGUACGACGAAGAGACUUUAAGACAGUAUAUUGUCAGUACAAUUAACGUGACUGUAUGGCAUAUCGAUGAAUUUUCAUAUACGCUUUUAGACGAAUCAUCUGUAGGACAAUUUUAUUCUGGAGACAGUUACAUUGUGCGAUGGAUGUACACCGUCACAGUAACGGGUCGAGAGUUAAAUGGACAGCCAUCUAAGCACGCCGCAAAAGGCAGAGACCGUACUGCGUACUUUAUUUGGCAAGGAAAAAAUUCAUCUUUGAACGAACAAGGUGCCGCUGCUUUGCUUACUGUUGAAUUAGAUCGCGAAGAAGGACCUCAGAUGCGAGUGGUUGAAGGCUUUGAACCAGCUGCAUUUUUGAACCUCUUCUCUGGGAAGAUGAUUGUUAAUUCUGGAAAGAAAUUUGAAAGAUCUAUAAAAUCUAGGCUAUAUAUCCCUCGAGGAACCCUUCAAUCAGAAACUUCACUAACCGAAGUACCCUGCUCAACUCGACAACUUAGAAGUCGAGGUUCUCUUGUAUUAUUAAAUUCAAAAGAGAAGAAGGCGUAUGUGUGGCACGGAUGCUACUCAGUUUCACAUAUUAAAAAAAACACACUACAUGCAGCACGUAAUUUGAUAGAAACCCAAGAAAAAGUAUCGGGAUUUCCGUCAGGCGAUUUUACAGUAAACGAAAUUGUUGAAGGGAAAGAACCUGAUGAAUUUUGGGACGGUUUAUGUUUAGGUCUGGGUGGUUCUAAUAGAAAAUUAUACAACCAGCUACAAAGCAAGAAAGACAUGAAUUAUACCUUAAGGCUUUUUCACUUGACGAGCAUUUCUAAAGAACUUAAGGCAACGAAACUGCUAUGUCCUCAUCGCGACGAGCUUUCAACUCCCUUUCCUUUCUUACAAGAAGAGUUGUACCAAGUGAAUCAGCCAGCAUUAUUUUUGCUGGAUAAUAACGACGAAAUAUGGGUUUGGCAAGGUUGGUGGCCUGACAUUGGCGACGAAGAUCAAACUGGAAGCGGUUUAAUUCGUUGGCAAGCAGAGAGGAAAACCGCUAUGGCAAUGGCCUUGCAAUACUGGAAGCUUAAAAAUCCAGAUAGCAAGAAAUUGCCAAUCUAUUUAGUUUGGGCUGGACUCGAACCACUGCAAUUUACGAAUCUUUUUCCGACUUGGAUGUACAGAGAUGAAAUAGCCGAAUUGAACAUCCGAGAUGGUCGUAAGGCUGGAGAAUUUCUUCGAGUAGAAAAUGAGCUGGUUCGGUUAACGAAAAGCACAUACCCAUUGGCUCAUUUGUUGCAACGACCGCUACCAGAAGGCGUCGAUCCUACUCGACUAGAAAAUUACUUGUCACCAGAGCAUUUUCAAGAGCUGCUGGGAAUGAACAGAGAAGCGUUUCAAGAUCUUCCAGCCUGGAAGCAAGUAAACUUGAAAAAAUCAAUAGGACUUUUUUGAUAAUAAGAGAAAUGAACGCUAAGUGCGAAAUUAGGUUCAGCAUUUAUAACUCUUGACUAGAUUUUCCACGAAGUUUGUGAAUUCAAAAGUUUAACUUGUACAUGCCUGAAUCGUGCUUAGAGUCGCCUGAAGUUGCCCACUGACUGAAAGAUUGAUUAAAUUAAUCACUGAAAGGAAAGCUUCGGCUUAAAAAUGUAUAGUUGAAUAAAUUAAAUCAUAUUUCUUUUAACCCAUUUGAUUAAAUAUGAUAGUCAAAAUUAAACGUAAUUUUAAAAACCUCUAUUUUUAAUACUUGCAAAAUACAGAUCGAAUAAUGCAUAAAAAUGUAUUUCGUUUAUAUUUAUACGGACUUUCUACUUGUCGAUAAUAAUAUGCGCAUUUUAGAACUGCCUACCGCAAACCAUAUUUGUACAAGAAUUACUAUUAUGACGAUAUAUAUCUUAUGUAUGUUUCGCGUUUUUAACGCAUUCGCUAUAGAAUUGGAUGAAAGUGAUGUGUGAAAGGAUUUGUAGAUUUUCUGCAGCGAAUGUGGACAUUAUUCUCAACAGAACCGUUUAAAUUGUUGUUUUUAUUCUUUCUGUUAUCGCAAUUUGUAAAUCAAUGUAUUUGAUCGUCCCUAAUUUCGAAGACAUUUGGAUUUGAUGUUGUUGAAUAAAUUAUUUUUGUUUUAAAAA
Molecule: messenger RNA, 7960 nt
Organism: Belonocnema kinseyi
Lineage: Eukaryota; Metazoa; Arthropoda; Insecta; Hymenoptera; Cynipidae
Gene: Svil
Product: supervillin-like
Exons: 27
Coding region: 330-7286 (2318 amino acids)
Biological process (GO): cytoskeleton organization; actin polymerization or depolymerization; barbed-end actin filament capping
Cellular component (GO): actin cytoskeleton; cytoplasm
Molecular function (GO): phosphatidylinositol-4,5-bisphosphate binding; actin filament binding
Source: RefSeq, a predicted model, not a curated record